Candidula unifasciata is the source of this 2367-nucleotide messenger RNA. The record is from the annotation of a GenBank genome assembly. Lineage: Eukaryota; Metazoa; Mollusca; Gastropoda; Stylommatophora; Geomitridae.
AUGCCUUCCAAAUACCAGCUGACCAGUCAAAGCUUGGGACCUGUGCUGCUGUAUGCACUGCUGAUGACCACUACCUACGGAUUGGAGGGUGACCCAUCGCAGACAUUGGAAACUUGUGGAAGCCAGAAGAAUCCCAACAACAAUGUCGUUGAUUUAAGCGACCCUGUCACGCCAGGGCCAUUUUGUGAUCUAACCACUAGCGAACUACAGAAGUUACGUCUGUUUCUGGAGAAGGAUCCGAACAUCAGAGCUUCGAGUGAAGAGCCUCCAAGAGUCAACGCCAGCUACAUCCACUCUGUAGACUUGCUGGUGCCACCCAAGGCUGAAGUGCUCAAAUACCUGGACACACCUGGAGCCAAACAACCAAUCAGAAAGGCCCGUGUGGUUGUUUCGAGAGGAGACAAGAAUCCGCCUGUUUUUGAAGAAUACGUUUGCUGGCCACUUCCGAACGUCGACAAUUGUUCAUUGUUGGUGUGGAAGUCCAGAAGGAAUCCUGUAGAUUUUGCCUACAGGCCUACAGUAGGCAUAGACAAUGAUAUAAUAAUGCAGUAUAUAUUUCCAGAAGUGGAUCGUCAAGUUGGUCACAUUCUGCAGGAAAGUUACGGAGCUACAUUUACAACCUGCAAACAGCAGAAAGAUUGUCUGAGUUUUCAGCCAUCUAUGGUCGGGUCUGGAUUGCUGCAGGAAGCCAAAAGAUUGACCUGGUAUUCUGCGGCCUAUAAUCUUCCAUACUUCUCGAGUCACAUACUGGACUUCGCUGUCUGUGUGGACACAACUAGCCCUGACCACACUCAGUGGUCAGUGGUCAAGCUGUGGUACGCCAACGUUGUCUAUGACAGCUACCAAAGUCUCAUUGACAGUUACGAUAGCGGACGAAUUAACAAAACAAAAGUCACCCGGCCAGUAGACGAUGAAAACUUGUUUUCGAGCCUAAAACGUCGAGGCGAAUUCCAGCCGCCCAAACCACAGCGGCCACCAACAGUUGUGGAACCUGAUGGCAAAAGAUACUCGGUCAAGGAUAGAAAGGUUAAUUAUUUGGACUGGAGCUUCAACUUCCGGCUCUCAGCCCUGACUGGCCCAGCUGUCUAUGACGUCAGAUUCAAGGGCCAGAGAAUUGCCUACGAACUGGGCUUGAGCGAGAUCGCAGUGUUUUAUUCUGGCCACGCAGCUUCUGGGCAAACGACCAACUAUGUGGACAGUGGCGAGUAUUUGGGCAUCAACUCUAGAGCACUGGUUCCUGGAGGUGACUGUCCGGAGACAGCAACUUUGAUUAAUUCAGCGUUCAUGUCGAUCAAGAAGCGGGAGCCAGAAGUCUACAAGGCUGCACAGUGUCUGUUUGAACACAACAAUGGCUACCCACUGAGGCGACAUCUAGCAUACCAGUUUGAAGAAGGAUCAUUCUAUGGUGGAAUGUUAGACUAUGUGCUGACACUCAGGUCUGCGCUGACCAUUGGCAAUUACGAUUACAUCAUCGACUUUAUCUUUCACCACAAUGGAGUUGUAGAGACCCGGUUGAUGAGCACAGGAUACAUACAGACUCUGUUCUACGCAACAACAGAACGACCAUACGGAUUUAAUAUCCACCAGAACACGUUAGGGAACGUCCAUCAUCACCUGGCUCACUUCAAAGCUGACGUUGACGUGGGCGGCACAUCAAACAGAUAUGAGACUUUAGACAUCUCGGAAGAAAGGGUCGCCUUGACAGCUUUCCCGGACCUACAAUAUUCUCAGACCAGGUUCAAGGCCAGCCUGAAGAAAACAGAGCUGCAGGCUGUGUAUGACUUCAACUUUAACAAACCUAAGUAUCACGUGGUACACAACAACGCAAAGAGAACAGACAGAAAUGAAAUCAAAGGAUACAGAGUUCAAAUGAAUUGCGGCUCAAAGAAUCUCGUUGCUGAAGAUUUUGGUAACGAGAAAACCGUGUCCUGGGCACGAAAUCAGAUGGUUGUCACCAGACAGAAGGAUGACGAGAUCUCCUCCAGUUCUAUUUACGGCAUGCACGACAGUCUGCAACCAACCGUCGACUUUACGACAUUCUAUAGCGACAACGAAACUAUUGUUGACCAGGACCUUGUGUUCUGGAUCACGGCCGGCUUACAUCACAUUCCCCACACGGAGGACUUCCCUGUGACCCCUACGGUUGGCAACCACCUGACCUUUUUAUUGCUGCCUUUCAACUACUUCCCAGAAUGCCCCUCCAUGGGGUCACGUGAUGCCAUCUAUGUUGAACAUAAAGAUCCUGAUCAUCACGAACUUGGGGUAAAAGUUGAAAGAAACGGCAACUCCAGGGAACAGUGCGUCAUGCCCAGAUCAACGUUGGAAGAAGACUUGGCCAAAGACCCGAAUCAGAUUCUGCAAAGCUGA